Serendipita indica DSM 11827 is the source of this 3075-nucleotide messenger RNA. The record is from the annotation of a GenBank genome assembly. NCBI's taxonomy places the organism in Eukaryota, Fungi, Basidiomycota, Agaricomycetes, Sebacinales, Serendipitaceae.
AUGCCACCUCGAAAGUCGACCAAACCGAAUCAGAGUCCCUCUACUGCUGCAGGGAGAUCUUCAAGAAAGAGGGAUCAACUACAAACAACGGCCAGUAUCGCACUGGAUAUAGUCGCAAAUGUAACAGGGGCGUCGGAUAUCCUCGCUCCUCUCACGGCAGCCUGCAAAACAACAAAGUCGAUCAUUGAUGUCAAGCAAACUAUCGACGAUAAUCAAGGAGACUGGAACGACCUAGUACGCCGCCUGGAGGAAUAUAUGUGGGCUAUUGAGAGCCAAAUCGACUCUCUCGAAAAGUAUCCUCCAGAAGAUAGAGUCGUCGACGAAGCCUUUAGCCAGCCACUCAUUCGUUAUGUCGAACUUCUCGAGGAUAUUCAUUGCGCAAUCGUCAAUAAUGCACAUAAGAGACCUCGCACCAGGCGCAGUGCUGUUAUGGCCAUCGGGAAUGUGAAGAUUGACGCUGGACUCAUUCGCAAGUUCAAUCGAGAUAUCGAGGACCGGCAUAGGCAGUUCAUGGAGGCGUUGGCUCUUUUCACAGGUCAUCGUAUCCAGGUCAUCGAACAGCACACUAAAUCGACAGCGGCCAAGGUUGAAACAAUCGUCUCGGACAUCGAUGCAUCUUUCAUAUGCCAACUCCCGGUCGUGGCAUUCGUCCCGUCCUCAGUCCAUAGCACCUGUUUACAAGGGACUCGUCUGGAUGUUCUCGAGAAAAUCAAGACAUGGGCCGAAGACGAUACAUCUGAUAAACCAAUAUUCUGGCUCUGCGACGUAGCCGGUUCGGGCAAAUCCACCGUCGCAAUGUCGGCAGCGGAGACGUGGCCGAGACGUCGAAUACCGAAAAGUUCUGCUCGACGAAAGCGGGUAGUUCUCAUCGUCGACGCCGUGGAUGAAUGCAAAUCCGGACCGCAACGAAGCGAACUUCUCGACACGUUCGUCAAAGCCGCUCGAGAAAGCAGGAAUCUCAAGAUCUUCAUUACCAGUCGGCCAGACCCUGUAAUUGAAUCAGUUCUUCAGCCACUCUCAAUUAAAUCCAAGCUCGAAGAUCGGCUCCACGAUAUCACUUACCGUGACAACAUGGAUGACAUCGCCACCUAUGUCCAUCAAUCACUCUACACCGUUCUGCCCGAGGACAAGCGGCAACAGCUCAUUGAGAAGGCGCACGGAUUAUUCAUCUGGGCGAGCACCGCAUGUCGAAUGAUCAAUAGCAAGACAGCAUGGGACACCCCCGAGACUAUAUACGACUGGUUGACUUCGGUGGACCAAAGUGGAGAUAUAGACGAUGUAUACAAGCUCAUUUUUGAGCGCGUAGACCCCAGAUUCCACACGGUCAUGUGCGGCAUGCUGGCACUACUGCUUGCCGCAUUCGAACCACUGACCGCCAACGACCUCGACAACAUUCUUAAGCAUAUCGGACUACGCGGAUACUCCGAUGCGUUGAUUCGGAACCUUGGAAGUGUCCUUAUACAGGACAAAGCAACAAAAGUUAUUCAAUUUCGUCAUCCGACUCUUGUUGAGUACCUGCGACGCUGCUAUGACACUCCAGUCCCCGAAGAAUCAAGCAGCAUCUACAUCAACAUUCACGAUGCACAUGGUCAAAUUGCGUCGUGGUGCUUCAGUAACCUUCAAUCACGACAGGGAGGACUCAAGUUCAACGUAUGUGAAAUCGAGUCGUCGUUCUAUCGAAACCGAGAUCUACCGGAUCUAGAGGCGAGAGUAUCCAAGUUUAUUGGAAGAAACCUUGGAUAUUCCAGUUUACAUUGGCCGUUUCAUAUGGCCCAGGCGGAUAGUAAUUGGAGAAGCAAGCUCAGAAAUGAGCUUAGGCAGAUGAUUCGGAUCCCAUACAUAUUAUACUGGAUGGAGGUGCUGAGCUUCAUCCAAGGGGUUCCUCGAGCUAUAGAUGGCCUUCGGGCUAUGACUCGAGAUACUACUGAGAAAGAGACAAGAAGUCGCAUAAUAAAUGUGAGACGAUUUAUGAUGGCAUUUUCAGUACCUAUUCAAGAGAGUGCUCCACAUAUCUACGUCUCGGCGCUUCCAUUCACUCCUAUAGAAUCAUACCUGCAUAUGGAGGGCUUAGAUAUGUAUAAGGGCACUCUCAAGGUGACAAAAGGGCUCGAACAGAGAUACCGAGGACUUCCAGAAGCACUUCGUGGACAUACAGAAGUGGUCGAGACAGUCGCAUUUUCACCAGACGGCUCGCGAAUCGUCUCUGGGUCGUGGGAUCAGACAAUUCGACUAUGGGAUGCGGAGACUAGCCAGUCGUUGGGAGAGCCACUCCGAGGCCACACAGGCCCGGUCACCGCCGUCGCAUUCUCACCAGACGGCUCGCGAGUCGUCUCUGGUUCGGAUGAUCAGACGAUUCGACUAUGGGAUGCAGAGACUGGCCAGUCGUCGGGAGAGCCACUCCGAGGCCACACAGGCGCGGUCACCGCCCUCGCAUUCUCACCAGAUGGCUUGCGAAUCGUCUCUGGGUCGUGGGAUGACACAAUUCGACUAUGGGAUGCAGAGACUGGCCAGUCGUUGGGAGAGCCACUUCGAGGCCACCCAGGCGAGGUCAGCGCCGUCGCAUUCUCACCAGACGGCUCGCGAAUCGUCUCUGGGGCAUGGGAUAAUACGAUUCGACUAUGGAAUGCGGAGACUGGCCAGUCGUCGGGAGAGCCACUCCGAGGCCACAGUGGUGUGGUCAACGCCGUCGCAUUCUCGCAAGAUAGCUUCCUAAUUAUGACCGGCUCUGCAGACUCCACAGUUAGACUGAGUGACACCGCGUUCGUUCAGCCAUCUAGUCCGAAUGGUCACCUGAGCCACCCAACUGAGGGCAGCAUCAUCUCGCAUCAAAACUUCAUGGCCUUACUCAGAGUAAUUCUCUCCCAUAUUCGAAGAUUUCCUCUCUCUGAUGAUGGUUGGGUGCAUCUCUCCGGUAAACUUCUGUUCUGGGUACCACCAGACAAUCGGCUCUCAUUAACGUCUCCAUUACUGCUCACUAUACCGACAUCCAGCCCUCCUUACCCAACAAAAAUAGAUUUCACACGGUUUGAAUACGGCUCUUCUUGGACAAACGUUCGAGGCAACGUCAAUCAAUGA